AUAAAUACUGCCACACAAGCUUAAUCUCCAAACCUUCCUCUGCACCGUAUCUUUCUAUCUCUCUCUCAAACCAAAUUCUUUGACAUUCCAAUGGAUGAAUACGAACAAAACUCAAUGUUCCCCACUAACGAUGAAGACUCCGAUGUACGGAAAGGUCCUUGGACCGAGGAAGAAGAUGCCAUCCUCCUCAACCAUGUAUCCGUUCACGGCGAAGGUCGUUGGAACAACAUCGCUCGCUCCUCCGGGCUCAAGAGGACUGGAAAGAGUUGCAGGCUGAGAUGGCUAAACUAUUUACGUCCAGAUGUCCGACGAGGAAACAUAACUCUUGAAGAACAGUUUCUGAUCCUCAAACUCCAUUCUCUCUGGGGAAACAGGUGGUCGAAGAUUGCCCAGUAUUUGCCCGGAAGAACAGACAACGAAAUCAAGAAUUAUUGGAGAACUCGAGUUCAGAAACAAGCCAAACACCUCAACUGCGAAGUUAACAGCAACCUCUUCAAGGAGACAAUGAGAAAUAUCUGGAUGCCCAGGUUACUCGAGCGAAUCCACGCCCAGUCAUCGGCUUCCACGUGCCAAACCGGAGAAUCCGCACUCACCGAACCGGGUCAGCUCGAUUUCGCCCCGACCGGGCCGGUUCUGGACCAAUUCGUGGACCCAAACCAACAGUUCACGGCGUCGAACUCGCCGGAGACGCAGAUCUCGACAUUUUCCGACCAGGGUCAGGCGAACGGGUCGGGAUAUUGCCCGAUUCAAUCAGGUUUUGAUGGAUUCGAUGAUUGGAGCAGCGGUGGGGACGGAAUGGAGACAUUGUUGAACGACGUGGACAGUUAUUGGAACAUUCAGGACCAGUUCUGCAGCGAGACAUCGUAUUCAUACAAUUAAAUCUAGUGUUGAAGAAAGAGCGUUUACGAAGAAUUCAAUUGCGUCACGUCUGGUGUAACCAUUCGUGCGUAUAUCUUGCGUGAUGCCAUUUUAGAUACGGCUUGGCAUACGAAACUUGACUUCAUGUCUCCUUCUUUUUCUUUUGUCUGAUUAUGGGCCGUUCAUCACGCAGGGACAUUUAUAUGUGAAUUAUCAAAUUCAACGUACUUUUAAUUAA
Molecule: messenger RNA, 1096 nt
Organism: Tarenaya hassleriana
Lineage: Eukaryota; Viridiplantae; Streptophyta; Magnoliopsida; Brassicales; Cleomaceae
Product: transcription factor MYB108-like
Exons: 3
Coding region: 91-879 (262 amino acids)
Biological process (GO): regulation of DNA-templated transcription
Cellular component (GO): nucleus
Molecular function (GO): DNA-binding transcription factor activity; sequence-specific DNA binding
Source: RefSeq, a predicted model, not a curated record